Molecule: messenger RNA, 2456 nt
Organism: Acyrthosiphon pisum (pea aphid)
Lineage: Eukaryota; Metazoa; Arthropoda; Insecta; Hemiptera; Aphididae
Product: tyrosyl-DNA phosphodiesterase glaikit
Exons: 9
Coding region: 177-2231 (684 amino acids)
Biological process (GO): DNA repair
Cellular component (GO): nucleus
Molecular function (GO): 3'-tyrosyl-DNA phosphodiesterase activity; double-stranded DNA binding; single-stranded DNA binding
Source: RefSeq, a predicted model, not a curated record
CUCCGGGAGAAAUGGGGUACCCCCGUGACUUCGUACUUCGUUGUUUUGAAUAUUUUGAUACUCAUGAUUCUUUCGACUGUUAGUACUUUUUUAAAUCUAUAACGAUAAUCGCACAAUUUUUUACUUCUGUGUUAUAAUUUUUGGUUCCGUCAAAAUCCCGCUGCUUACUCCUAACAAUGGCAUCUGGGUCUGAGUCUCUGAAGGAAAAGCCCACAGAUCCUGAGCCUGAGCCUUUGAAGCAAAAGCCCACAGGUCCUGAGUCUGAGUCUCCGAAGCAAAAGCCCACAGGUUCCGGGUCUGAGUCUCCGAAGCAAAAGCCCACAGGUUCUGGGUCUGAGUCUCCGAAGCAAAAACCCACAGUUUCUGGGUCUCAGUCUCCAAAGCAAAAACCCACAGGUUCUGGGUCUGAGUCUUCGAAUCAAGAGUACAAAUGUUAUGACCCUGAGGGUCUGAAGCAAAAGAUCAUAGAUUCUGGGUCUGAGUCUUCGAAUCAAAAGUACAGAAGUUUUGACCCUGAGGGUCUGAAGCAAAAGCUCAUAGGUCUUGGAGUUGAGUCUCCGAAGCAAAAGUACAGAAGUUCUGACCCUGAGGCUCUGAAGCGAAAGCUCAUAGGUCUUGGGGCUGAGUCUCUGAAGCAAAAGCCCACAGGUUCUGGAUCUGAUUCUCUGAAUCGAAAGCCCACAGGUCCUGGGUCUGAGUCUCGGAACCGAAUGCCCAAAGGUCCUGGGUCUGAGUCAUGGAAGCGAAAGCCCACAGGUCAUGGCUCUGAAUUUCGGAAGCGACGGCCCACAGGUCCUGGCUCUGAAUCUCAGAAGCGACAGCCCACAGGUCCUGGCUCUGAAUCUAGGAAGCAACAGCCCACAGGUCCACAGAAUUAUAACGACGCUGUGUGGAAACACACAAAAGGAAUGGUCGACAAAAAGUUGGAGAAGUCUGAACCUUACAGAAUAUUUAUGUCUCCGAUAGCUUGUGAUCCAGGAACACACAAUGAAGAAUCAACACUGUCGUUUGCAGAGCUCUUGGACAAAAGUCUCGGUGAUUUGUCCGAAUCACUUCACUUAAACUUCAUGGUCGAGCUCGGCUGGCUCUUUGCUCAAUAUUUCAUAACUGAUCAAAGGGGGAAAAAAAUGACACUUUUGUAUGAACGUUGUGAUGAAGAUAUAGACGAGUUACAUAAAAAGAAGAAAUUACUAAAUGUUAGACAUAAAAAAAUUAUUAAUAAAAAUGCUUUUGGUCAUCAACAUAGUAAAGUAUCAAUGUUUGCUUAUGCCGAUGGUAGUUUACGGGUAGUAGUUAUGUCGGCAAAUUUGUGUGAAGAUGAUUGGACCAAAUAUGCUCAAGGGAUUUGGGUGAGCCCAAAAUUUCCAUUGAAAGAGGAGGAUGAUAAGUCAGAUGGUAAUUCUCAAACUGAUUUUAAAAUAGAUAUUUUGCGAUAUUUAAAUUCUUUUAGAGAACCAUCAUUAGUUCCUUGGAUACAAAAAAUUGAAAAAGUCGAUUUCAGUCAAGCAAAUGUGUUUUUCAUACCUAGUGUUCCAGGGAAGCACACAGAACCACUGUGGGGUCAUUUAUAUUUAAAAAAUAUUUUGAAAAAACACGCUUGUCUACCAUUUUGUGUACCAUCAGAAUGGCCUAUAAUAGCUCAAUGUUCUUCUUUGGGGUCUUUGGGUACCACAGAUGAAGAAUGGUUGAAAUCAGAGUUUGUCGAAAGUCUAUCCGCUUCUACCUAUUGUGAUGAUACUGAUACAGACAAUGAUCCUAUCCCCUUCCACUUGAUCUACCCAUCCGUGAAGAAUGUUUUGAAUAGUUGGGAUGGAGCUUUAGGUGGUAUCUGUUUGCCUUACAAUAAGAUUUUACAUGAAAAACAAUUGUGGCUUAAAAAAUACAUGUGCUUGUGGCAGUGUCAUUCACGAAAGCGAACAAAGGCUAUGCCUCAUAUAAAAACCUAUUGCAGAAUAUCACCAUGUUUGACAGAAAUGUCUUGGUUUUUGUUGGGUAGCGCUAAUUUAUCAAAAGCUGCUUGGGGCAGAAAACUUAAGUCUGAUGAACAGAGUAACUUCAUAAUGGCACACGAGGCUGGAGUUUUGUUCUUACCUCAAUUUUUGAUUGGAUCAGAUACAUUUCCUAUAGAUGAAACCGAACCAAAUAAAUUCCCAUAUUUUAGUUUACCUUUUGACUUGCCAUUAGCUGGAUACUCGGACACUGACCAACCUUGGACUAUAAGUACUAGGUAGGUAGAUUACGAAAUAAAUUUAACAUGUCUAUGUAAUAAAAUAAUAUAGGUAUACUUUUUAAAAUUAAUAUAUUCAUUUUUUUAUGUUUUAAUUUACCUUUAUAUUAAAAUAUUUUUUUAAUUUAUAUUCACUUAAGAACAGGUUUUCAAUAGAAUAUUAUUAUUUAUAUAUAUUUUUAUUUAAUUGUAUGUAAUUUAAAAAUACAUCAGUUUCCUAAAUACUGUA